Zerene cesonia (dogface butterfly) is the source of this 3021-nucleotide messenger RNA. It is a transcript of the gene Sf3b2, whose product is annotated as splicing factor 3B subunit 2. The record is from RefSeq and is a predicted model, not a curated record. Gene Ontology annotation, biological process: mRNA splicing, via spliceosome. Lineage: Eukaryota; Metazoa; Arthropoda; Insecta; Lepidoptera; Pieridae. Bases 162 to 2873 code for a protein of 903 amino acids. Gene Ontology annotation, cellular component: U2 snRNP; catalytic step 2 spliceosome; precatalytic spliceosome. The transcript is spliced from 14 exons.
UGUCAAACUUACCGUGUUCUGUUUGACGUUUUUGCAGCAAGCAAGCGAACGCGCUUAUAUUGCUUGUUGUGAAAUUUUGAUAUAUAUACUUAUACGUACGUAUUUGUUACUGUAAAGAUAUGACAUAUUAGUUUUAAUAGAAGCUGAAUACAACUUGUAAAAUGGACGGACCGCCCGGCACGGGAAACACUAAUAAAGGUGGAUCGAUGGGUCCGCCAAACAUACCAAACUUUCCUCCAAUGCCGCCACCGCCGGGUGCAAUAGGCAAUAGUAGCAUGCCCCCACCACCUGUCGGCCCACCUGGCAGUAUACCACCAGUGACUUCUUCAGGUCCACCUAUGCCUCCACCCGGAAUAGGGCCACCACCCGGUAUGAUUGGUAUGGGUCCUCCACCACCAGGGAUGGGGCCUCCACCAGGCAUGGGACCUCCACCACCAGGUAUGGGUCCGCCACCUGGUAUGGGUCCACCGCCACCAGGCAUGGGACCGCCGCCAAAUAUGGGUCCACCGCCACCUGGCAUGGGGCCGCCUCCUGGAAUGGGACCCAUGGGACCACCAGGUAUGGGAGCACCGCCAAGGAUGCCACCUAGCAUGAUGAGAGGUGGACCUAAUAUGAAGGGAAAUUUUAAUCAAGGAAUGGAUAUGGGGCCACCAGGUAUGGGACCACCACCAAACAUGCCACCACCAGGUAUGGGUCAUGGCCCAUGGGAAGGGCAGGGGCCACCUCCAGGAUGGGGCAGGCAGGGGAGGGGUGAUGGAGGUUCAGGAUGGGAUGAUCAUGAUGAUCAAGAAGAAGAAGAAGAUGAUAAUGAAGACAGUGGAGCUCAAAACAGUGGACCUUUACCAUCUUUACUUACUAUGAAGAUUGAUACACCAGAGGAAUUCAGAAAUAAACCCGCUCCAGUAGGAGGGGUAGUUUUGCCAAAGGCUUUGGAAGAAGCCUUGGCUUAUAAAGAUCAGAGACAAGCUGCAUUAGGAAAUGAAACUGAUAAGGAACCUGAACAAAAACAACCCAAAGCGCCACCUGCACCUGUGAUCAGCACAGAGUAUGAUGCUGAAGAGGAUGAAGGAGAUUCUGAUGAUGAGAAUAUCCCCGAAGCACCUCAACCGCCAGUCAUAUCUAAACAAGAGGCGCAACCAAACAAAGUCAACAAGAAUAAGCGUAAAAAGAAGAAGAAGAAGGCCGCAAAACAAAAACGCAAAGAGGAGAAAUUGAAGGAAGCUCAGAAAAGUUCCGACAAAGACGAGUCUCAAACAUCCAGUGACAAAGAGAACAAGAAAGAGGCGGAAAUUGAAUAUGUGCAAGAGAGUAUUCAAUUCCAUGAACUGGAGCCAAUGUAUCGGCAAUUCCAUCGUAUUCUAGAAGCUUUCAAGAUCACAGAGAAAAAGGAGGAAGAUAUUAAAGAGGAGAUCAAUAAGGAUCUGCCGAAACCGAGCAAGCUGCUUGAGAAAGUCACCGAUCAAUUUGCAGCGGACGAAGAGGCUGUGGAGAAACACGCCGCGGAAGAAAAGGAGCGUCUAUCAAAGCGCAAACUGAAGAAGCUCUCUCGUCUAUCAGUGGCCGAGUUAAAGCAGCUGGUACCCAGACCAGAUGUCGUCGAGAUGUAUGACGUCACCGCGAGAGACCCCAAGUUGCUUGUGCAGCUCAAAGCCCACAGGAACACUGUUCAAGUACCGAGACAUUGGUGCUAUAAACGGAAGUAUUUACAAGGCAAGCGUGGUAUAGAAAAGCCGCCGUUCGACUUGCCGGACUUCAUCAAAAAGACCGGUAUCAUGGAGAUGCGCGCUUCCCUCCAAGACAAGGAGGAGACUAAGACGCUCAAGGCCAAGAUGCGCGAGCGCACGAGACCGAAGCUCGGCAAGAUCGACAUUGAUUAUCAGAAGCUUCACGAUGCUUUCUUCAAAUGGCAAACAAAACCACGUAUGACGAUCCACGGAGACCUGUACUAUGAGGGUAAGGAGUUCGAGACCCGGCUGAGAGAGAAAAAGCCAGGUGAUCUCUCCGAAGAGCUACGCACUGCCCUCGGUAUGCCUGUCGGACCUGGCUCCCAUAAGGUGCCCCCACCGUGGCUGAUAGCCCAGCAACGUUACGGCCCCCCGCCCUCAUACCCCAACCUCAAGAUACCAGGUCUCAACGCGCCCAUACCGGAGGGCUGUGCGUUCGGGUACCACGCGGGGGGCUGGGGCAAACCCCCCGUCGACGAGACCGGGAAGCCCCUGUAUGGGGACGUGUUUGGCCACCAGUCCGCUGGACACGAUGAUAAUGAAGAUCAAGACAUUGAUAGAACACUUUGGGGUGAAUUGGAAUCGGAAUCUGAAGAGGAAUCGGAAGAAGAAGAGUCAGACGAAGGAGAGAAGAUGGGUGAGAGUGACGUGGCCACCGGAGUGGCCACCCCCGGCGAGGGUCUGGUCACCCCGUUGGGCAUCACCUCCGUGCCGCCUGGCCUGGAGACCCCUGACACCAUCGAGCUGAGGAAGAAGAAACUGGAUGCUGAUAUGGAGGGUGGCGAGACUCCAGCUCUUUACCAAGUGUUGCCGGAGAGACGCGUGGGCCUGACUGCGGGGAUGAUGGCGUCCACUCACGUUUAUGAUAUCAAUGCUGCGAAUCCAGGCAAGUCGCGCGCAUCGGGCGAAGCGAGCAGCGGCGCAGCGGCCGGCGCGGUGGAGGUGGCGCUCGACCCGUCCGAGCUGGAGCUGGAGCCCGAGGCGGUGGCGGCGCGCUACGAGCGCCACCUGCGCGACCAGCGCCCCGCGCGACAGGAGGACCUCUCCGACAUGCUGGCGGACCACGUGGCGAGGCAGAAGAACAAGAGGAAGCGACAGCAGAACACCGAUUCAAAACAAGCGAAGAAAUAUAAAGAAUUCAAGUUUUAAAUUUUAUCAUCAAAUUAAAUAUAUUGCAGUUAUACUUCUAUGCAUUCAACAUGAAAAUCCAAUUAUGAAAUUGGUGUAUUCAAGUUUCAUCAUAUAGAAAAUAGGCUUAAUCUUUUUAAUAGGAAAAAUAAAUAAGUGAAAAUGGUAA